Molecule: messenger RNA, 7313 nt
Organism: Myodes glareolus (Bank vole)
Lineage: Eukaryota; Metazoa; Chordata; Mammalia; Rodentia; Cricetidae
Gene: Nod2
Product: nucleotide binding oligomerization domain containing 2
Biological process (GO): regulation of apoptotic process
Molecular function (GO): protein binding
Source: RefSeq, a predicted model, not a curated record
GGAUUGCGAAAGGAAGCCUUCCUUCCUCUUCCUCCGCCUCUGUACUCUUUCACUUUCGUUUUCUCUGGGCACUGCCCCAGUCCUUAUCUUGGACAGUGGCAAUGACAAACUGGCCCACUGAAGUUUUCUGAUUUUUCUCUGCGGCUCAGCGAUCUCUGUGCUCGGAGCUCCUGCUGGGUGGCCCCUUCCUCGCAGAGCCCCAGCGCUUGGGACUGAAGGCUGAACUCAGUACCAGCUCCUGAGAAGAGCGAUAGCAAGGCUAUGACAUGUGCUCACAGGAAGACUUCCAGGCACGGAGGAGCCAGCUGGUGGCACUGUUGGUCUCGGGGUCCUUGGAGGGCUUCGAGAGCAUCUUGGACUGGUUGCUGUCCUGGGAUGUGCUGUCCUGGGAGGACUAUGAGGGCCUCAGUCUCCCUGGCCAACCUCUCUCUCAUUCUGCCAGGCGCCUACUGGACACAGUCUGGAACAAGGGUGAUUGGGGCUGUCAGAAGCUUCUUGAAGCUGUCCAGGAGGCCCGGGACAACAGUCACACCCUUGAACUGUGUGACAGCUGGGACACUCCCUCCCUCCAUCCAACCAGAGACCUGCAGAGUCACCGGCCAGCCAUUGUCAGGGAACUCUACAACCAUGUAGAAGCCGUGCUGGACCUGGCAAGGGAGAGGGGAUUCCUGAGCCAGUACGAAUGUGACGAGAUCAGACUGCCAAUCUUCACGUCAUCGCAGAGGGCGAGAAGGCUGCUUGAUCUUGCCACAGUGAAGGCGAAUGGACUGGCUGCCUUCCUUCUGCAGCACAUCAAGCAAUUACCUUCGCUGCCCCUGACUCACGAAGCUGCCGAGUGCCAGAGGUUCAUCUCGAAGCUGAGGACCAUGGUGUCAGCUCAGUCUCGCUUCCUCAGUACUUACGAUGGGUCGGAGAAUCUUUGCCUGGAGGAUAUAUACACGGAGAACAUCUUGGAGCUGCGGACAGAGGUGGGCACGGCUGGGGCCCGGCAGAAGAGUCCCGCCAUCCUGGGCCUGGAGGAACUCUUUGGUACCCAUGACCAUCUGAACAAGGAUGCAGACACCGUCCUGGUGGUGGGUGAAGCAGGCAGCGGCAAGAGCACUCUUCUGCAGCGGCUGCACUUGUUGUGGGCCACGGGGCAGAACUUCCAGGAGUUUCUCUUCGUUUUCCCGUUCAGCUGCCGGCAGCUGCAGUGCAUGGCCAAACCGCUGUCUCUACGGACGCUGCUCUUUGAGCAUUGCUGUUGGCCUGAUGCCGCUCAGCAUGAAGUCUUCCAGUUCCUCCUGGACCACCCUGACCGUGUCCUGUUAACCUUCGAUGGCUUGGAUGAGUUCAAGUUCCGGUUCACAGACCGGGAGCGUCACUGCUCCCCAACUGACCCCACCUCAGUCCAGACCCUGCUCUUCAACCUCCUUCAGGGAAACCUGUUGAAGAACGCCUGCAAGGUGCUGACCAGUCGUCCAGAUGCCGUGUCAGCGCUCCUCAGGAAGUUCGUCCGGACCGAGUGCCACCUCAAGGGCUUCUCCGAAGAAGGCAUCGAACUAUACCUGAGAAAGCACCACCGGGAGCCCGGAGUGGCAGACCGCCUCAUCCGCCUGCUGCAAGCCACAUCAUCCCUGCACGGUUUAUGCCACCUCCCUGUCUUCUCAUGGAUGGUGUCCAGAUGCCACCAGGAACUGUUGCUGCAGAAUGGGGAGUUCCCAACGACCAGCACAGACAUGUACCUCCUGAUCCUACAGCAUUUCCUGCUGCAUGCCUCCUCCCCAGAUUCCUACCCCCUCGGUCUGGGACCUCGGCUCCUUCAAAGCCGGCUUUCCACCCUCCUGCACCUUGGCCACCUGGCUCUCCGGGGCCUGGCCCUGAGCUGCUAUGUGUUUUCAGCCCAGCAGCUCCAGGCAGCACAGGUUGACUCUGAUGACAUUUCCCUUGGCUUCCUGGUGCGUGCUCAAAGCGUUGUGCCCGGGAACAAGGCACCCCUGGAAUUCCUGCACAUUACCUUCCAGUGCUUUUUCGCCGCGUUCUACCUGGCAGUCAGUGCGGACACGGCGGCAGCCUCCCUCAGGCACCUCUUCGGCUGUGGCCGGCUGGGCAGCUCGCUGCUGAUUAGGCUGCUGCCCACGCUGUGUAUCCAGGGCUCCAGAGUCAAGAAGGGCAGCGAAGUGGCUCUCCUACAGAAAGCUGAGCCACACAACUUGCAGAUCACAGCAGCCUUCCUAGCGGGUCUGUUGUCCAAGGAGCAUCGGGACCUGCUGGUCGCAUGCCAGAUCCCUAAGAGGGUGCUACUCCAGCGCCACGCAUGUGCCCGCUCACGUCUGGCCCAAAGCCUUCGGGAACACUUCCACAACAUCCCACCUGCUGUGCCCGGUGAGGCCAAGAGCAUGCAUGCCAUGCCUGGCUUCAUUUGGCUCAUCCGGUGCUUGUAUGAGAUGCAGGAGGAACAGUUGGCACAGGAGGCUGUGCGUCGCUUGGACAUUGGGCACCUGAAGUUAACAUUUUGCAGAGUGGGCCCUGCAGAGUGCGCUGCCCUGGCCUUUGUGCUGCGGCACCUCCAGCGGCCUGUGGCCCUUCAGCUGGACCAUAACUCUGUUGGAGAUGUUGGCGUGGAACAGCUGCUACCCUGCCUUGGUGUCUGCAAAGCGCUGUAUUUACGAGAUAACAACAUCUCAGACCGAGGUCUCUGCACACUGAUCGAGUACGCGCUGCACUGUGAGCAGCUGCAGAAGCUCGCCAGUCUCUUCAACAACAAGCUCACGGACGGCUCUGCCUGCUCCAUGGCCAAGCUCCUUGCACACAGACAGAACUUCUUGUCACUGAGGGUGGGCAACAAUCACAUCACGGCUGCUGGAGCCCAGGUGCUGGCCCAGGGACUCAAGAGCAACACCUCUCUGAAGUUCCUGGGGUUCUGGGGCAACAGUGUGGGCGAUAAGGGUGCCCAAGCUCUUGCCGAAGCUGUGGCUGAUCACCAGAGCAUGACGUGGCUCAGCCUGGUGGGAAACAACAUUGGCAGCAAGGGUGCCCAGGCCCUAGCGCUGAUGCUGGAGAAGAACAGGGCACUGGAGGAGCUCUGCCUGGAGGAGAACCACAUCGGUGACGAAGGGGUGUGUUCUCUCGCAGAAGGACUGAAGAGAAAUUCAAGUUUAAAAAUCUUGAAGCUGUCCAACAAUGGCAUCACUUACCGGGGUGCAGAAGCCCUCCUGCAGGCCCUCGGCAGGAACAGUACCAUUCUGGAAGUUUGGCUCCGAGGGAACAUCUUCUCCCUGGAGGAAGUCGAAGCCCUCGGCUCCAGUGACAGCAGACUCCUGCUAUGACAUCCCAGCCUUGGAGGUGUGGACUCUGGAGGCUGAAGAGCUCCAGGCAAUAUACCUGUGCUACUCAGGGCUGGACUUCUUUCCUGGGAGCACUAUAGUCACCUUGUGAUAGCAGAAAAAGAUGCUCCAGUGGCCUCCAGAACUGACUUCCCCCAAGGAUGCAUGAAGUUCACCUUAGUUAACUGAACUGGAUUAAGAGACACGAGGGACGUGAGGACCGCACUUCCGUGGGUCUAGAGAGGAUCAUCGAGUAGGACAGUGGCUGAGAGGGGAAGGAACUUGACGGAAUAUGGGUAACACAAUCCACUGGGCGCCCCGUGGGAGGAAGCUGACAGAGGAGGAAGAUAGCGUGUACUUGCAUGCACGAGCCCCUCUUCUUCCUGAGUGAGGACGGCUGUGGCUGCCGCCAUCGCCUUUGCACAGCAGACUCCAGCUUCUUUGGCCUUCAACACGGACCCAUCGCCAGCGUCACUUCAGGGAGCUUCCAGGCCUCGAGUCGGAUGAAACUGCUGAGGUGUCCAGUCUCUUCCUGGGCCAGGGCAGCGGCCAGAUUCUCUGCCUCUCCAGACGGCUAUUGUUGGACUACCCAGACGGCUAUUGUUGGACGACCCAGCCCCGAUGGAUGACUCUAAGCAUGAGAUGAACACAAGAGGAUCCCUCCGACAGUAUGUGGCCAGCGUUCUAACGGGGGUCAGUCAGGACCAUGGAUGUCAACUCGGCCUGUUGGUGUGGAGACCUCCAUAUAAGACACCCUCCUCCUCUUCUCUCUCUUGGAGAGGAAUAUUCAGGAAACAGCUCUUAGCUUUGUCUGGACUCAGCUCACCCUCUAAGGUCAUCCCACUCUGGUUCCCUCUCUCACUCCGCAUGAGGCCCAACAGGACCCCAACCCAGACAGCCGACACAAUACCUAUCCUGCUCUCCUUUCUUAACGCAAACAACAGUCAUCCCCCACCCCCACCCCAGGAUGUUCUAGAUUUACGAGAAAAAACAUGGCCAUACCCCAGCUGGGAUCACAGGUGGACUUUGGUUUCCAGUAGCAUCAGUUGCUCUGUAGCCACCGUGCCUUUGGAGUCCGUUCCUGUCCCAGCUGCAGCUUUUUAGAGCUAAUCUGGGCCAGAAUUUCAAGCAGCUCCAGCAGGGCCUCGAGCUGGUGCCUGUGGACCGAGCACUGACAAUGGACUUCUGAAACAUCCCUAACAGACCCCAUUUGAUCUGUGACAGAUGCUUUAGGACGCAGAGUCAGGGGUCGGAGGUUUGCAGGGGACGAACCUGGCCCCCUUUUUUUUCUAGGCGAGGUCUUUUUGUGUUUUUUAUUUUUUUUUCAAAAUGUCACCUUUGUAAUUUGUUAACUAUACAGAUUUACUGUCUUCUAUAUCAUUACGUGUGAAAACAGGUGAAUAUUUAUGAACUGCAUUGUUUUAUUUUUAAGCUGGUAUUUUUAUAGAAAAUGUGAUCAUGAACUUUCUGCUAUAAAUAACCACAGAGGGGAAAACUCUGGAGUUACCAAAGCUGUGUUCAUUGUGAUGAAGCCUUUAAAAAUAUCUCCCAAACCUGUCAAAAUUUCAGAGUCCCGUGUCCCACAACGAGGGGGGGGGAACGAUGUUGUUUUCUAUUGAAUAAUUUAUUGCUUAACGCAAAAGCAAUUCUUAGAAAUUGCUGGCAGUUGCAACACAUUUGGCUUCAACUUAGUGGAGUCUAACCCAGCGUGAAAUCUGAAGCUAUUCUGGAGCCUUCUAGGGUGCAUGGGGACAGCCCUCUGGGCCCUCUGUAGUUCUUUCCAAAUGACUGUAGGAGGAACUUUUACCAGGAGGAAGGUGAAGAAGGCAGGAAUGUGCUCCAGCAGCCUGCUGCACUGGCUUGCCUGGCACAAGACUUAGCCAUUCUCUGUGAGCAUGUGCAUGGUGGCUGCUGGCUGUGAUGGAGUCCUGCUUCCUUGGAGGUCUUCGGUGUGUCUGGUGUGUGUGUGUGUGUGUGUGUGUGUGUGUGUGUGUGUGUGUGUGUAUGUCUGUCCAUUGUCUCUUUGUCCCUGGGGUUCUGCCCUGCCUGGGUUGGUGGUGCAGAUGAUGAGGGAAGAAGAUGGAGAUGGAGCCACCUUCUCUAAGGAGGGAAUAUAGUGGCUAUUUUCGCAGCACCAUGUUGGAUGGUAAGCUCAUCUUUGGUAAUAAUUCAUUAGCUAGUUAUGUCCAAACAAAUGGCCACUGUCCUUGUCCUCAAAGCAGGGUUAGGGCAGAGGGAAAGGUAGACAGAAAGCAAGUCCAUUAAAAGUACAUGUAUAAAAUGAUACUUUCCUAUUAAAGUACUAGGAAGGGAGCUGCUAUAGCUGGGAUUUAAAUGUUCCUCAGAGGCCCAUAUGCUGAUGGCUCGGUGCCUGGCUUCUGAUGCUAUUGGAGGUAAAAACUUGAGGAAGUAGGGCCUGAUGGAGAGAAGCGAAGUCAUCGGGAGUCAUGCCCUUCUCCUGGAUGUCAGGACCUCCGAUCCUUUCUGAUCGUCUACCAUGAGGUGAACAGAUUCUGUUAACCAUGUUUCUGCUGCCAUAGACACACUACUGCCCUAGGCCCACAGCAGCAAGGCAAGAGACCAGUGAGCUAAUUAAACCUUUCCACCUCAGAUGCCCUUCACCUUGGGUAUUCCUCACCUCCUCGGAAGAAUGCCAAGAUCCUGAGAAAUAAGCAGACAGGAGGGCCAGGGCGCUUUCUUCUGAUGCGCUAGGAAAGCUGUGUGCUCAUGGGAAGGAGCUGGCCAGGCCACCGGAGAGAGGGCAGAGGGGCUUUCAGUGCCAUGGAGCCAGCUGCACAGAGACUGUUCAGACAAGAUCCUUGAUGUGCAGCAGGCUGAGUGACGGUCCCCAAAGACAUCAGGUUCUAGCUCCCAGGACCUUUCUUAGCAGAAGGGACUUUGUAGGGUUUCUUGGAAUAAGGGUGGUGGUAGCUAUGAACUGUCUGGUCGGCCCUGCACACUUGUGUGCGUCCUUAUGAGAGACAGGUAUGGGGGAUGGCAUGGCACAGGAGGCCUCAUGACAACUGAAGCAAACGCCAUGCUGCUGGCCUUGAAGGUAGAAGGGUGGGGGUAAAGAACUAAUGACUGCAGGUCUGGAAGCUGGGAAUGACAGGGAAGCAGACCUCCCUGCCCCCCCACCCAGCCUUGGAGGGAGCACAGUCCAUUCUGAACUUACAGGUGAUGGUGUGAUUUAUGGCACUUUCAGACCCUCUGCUUAUGAUGACUUGCUGCAACUGCAGGAAAUGAACACAUUCUGCUUGCUGUGAGCCAAGGACAGGGUGUCACUAGAUGGGCCAUCAAGGGGCUGUUCUUGAUGGACAUGACGAAGAAUUUGGUCUUGACCUUGGAAUAAAGGCAGAUAUUGUAGCAGAUGCCUGUAAUCCCAGCACUGGCGAGGAUUACACUGGGAGGAUUUAGCAUCUGAGGCCAGCCUGGGCUAUGCAGCUGUUAGGGUUCUAGAGUAGUCCCACAAAACUAAACAACUCCCCACGUACGUAAUCAGCAAGAGCAUUUAUUUUCUCAAGAGUAAAGAUUCCAGUAUGCAGGGGCUCAGCCAUGUGACUCAAGGACAAAAUGGCGUCAACAAGAAGCGCAUUCAGGCUCCUUUAAGCAAAGGUAAGGGGAAUUUCAGGGACGGUACCGUCAUCUCAAAUGUAAUUGGUUAGGUAAACAUCAGUCACAUCAGUACGUUUCUAAUUGGCUGUGGUUAUAAUCUUACCAUUUUGGGGCAUACCUGGGCAAGGCAGGGUAUGUUUUAGGGAGAUUACAGGAACUGUCCUUUUUGGUCAUUGCCUUGAGGUACUGUGGGGGUUGACUCGGGCCUGGUGUGUAUUCUCCCCCUCAUCCCUGUGUGCAUGCUGUCUCUCCCUUUGUUUGUCCUUUUAGGAAACUGAAAUUCUUACCCAGUUGUAAAGUGGGAAAAGUUCAGACCUUUUAUAGGGAGAAUCUGUAUCAAAAAAACCUAAACCUAAAUAAAUAAAAUAAGGUCAAGUCAUUGGGAUGUUCUAA